This is a messenger RNA of Oreochromis niloticus (Nile tilapia), 5029 nucleotides long. RefSeq names its product nectin-4. The transcript has 6 exons. The coding region runs from base 14 to 1261 and encodes 415 amino acids. Gene Ontology annotation, cellular component: adherens junction. NCBI's taxonomy places the organism in Eukaryota, Metazoa, Chordata, Actinopteri, Cichliformes, Cichlidae. The record is from RefSeq and is a predicted model, not a curated record. Gene Ontology annotation, biological process: homophilic cell-cell adhesion; heterophilic cell-cell adhesion.
GUAGCAAAAGGAGAUGGAGGGAGAGAGAAUGAGAGAAGAAGAGGCAGCUGACAGCUUAAAGACACAGAAUAACGCCAGCUUUGUGUCCCACAUGUUGGCCAACAUAACCAAUCAACGAUCAGUGGAUGGAUGGAUUUACUUUUUUGGUGGAAGUUAUUGCGACUCCAUGAGCAGUCUGCUGCUCCCGAUGGUCGUGCUUCAGUGCACAUAUGUAGGAGCUCUCCAGGUGAUUGGUGGAAGUGUGACAGUCAUUCAAGGAGGCACUGCUAUCCUACCGUGCCAUGUCAUUGAUACCAAUGAUGACCUGACACAGAUUUCCUGGCAGAGGAAGACGAGAGAAAAACCUCACAAUGACAAUUUCCUCACUAUCUUACCCAGAGAGGGACCACAGUUUGUCAAUGGAGGUGAUGAUCGAUUUAAAUAUAUUGGAAAUUUUAAUGAAAAAAAUGGCACUCUCCAAUUAGCCAAUGUUGCCCUGAAGGAUGAAGGCAGAUACACGUGCAUCUUCACCUUGUUUCCCAGUGGAAAUCAGAAGACUGAGAUACCUCUAAAUUUGCUUGUGCCUCCUUUCACAAACGUGAAGGACAAUCUUCCCACUUUGGGCAAAGAAGAGGUUUUAUUUGCUACCUGCACGGCUGCUGGAUCGAAGCCUCCUGCAGAGGUGAGGUGGCUCACUGGUGCUUUGGGAGACAAAGUGAGGACGACAACAAACUCCACACAUUAUGACAAUGAUACAACUACCACAGUCAGCUCAUUGUUUGGCGUACCUACGAGAGAGAUUAAUGGUCACCAGGUCCAGUGUGUCAUCAGUGGUGACUCCUUUUUUACAGAAGAAACCCUGCCCUUCACCAUACAGGUCUACUUCUCUCCCACAGAAGUGAACAUUAGAGCAAUUUCAGAGGACUCAUUUGAGUGUGUGACAGAAGCCAACCCAAGCGCAAACUUUACCUGGAGCAGUUUACAGCACAAAUCGGUCCAUGGGGGAUACCAUCACCAUUACCCUUCACAGAGCGCUAAGCCAUCUAGAGAACAGGAAGAGCUAUGUGAGGAUGCUCUAGCUUUCAACACCAUAAUCUUAUCAUCACCUUCAGAUGCCCCUCCCACCUGGUCCUGGAUCAUAGGUUCCAUCACCACCUGGCCCCAAUCAGUCAUACACCCCUCAUCCAAAUCUGUCUCCACUUUCAGGUUUCCUGGCGCCCACAUCUCUGCCAACCUCACCUGGACCCAAAACACCAUUGCCCUUGUAAAGAAGGCCCAGUAGUAGCUGCACUUGCUCCUUGUACUGAGAAAGAAUAACUUGAACCAGUAGCUGCUGCUGGUCUUCUAUUUCUCCUCAGUGGAGAUCGUGCUCUCCUACUGGCUGGGUGCUUGGUAGGCUGCACAAGGGGGGAAUUAACACUACCCAAAAAAUCAUAAGUUACCUUCUGCCAUCCAUGGAGGCUGUUGCCAGAUUCUCCUGUCUCAGGAAGACAAAGGCCAUCACAGGCGCUCUGGACGGCGCCUCAGGUUAAUCAGGUCCCAAACAUCCAGACUCACAAACAGCUUCUUCCCCAGGGCUAUUUAGACUGUAAACAAACACUAUACCCCACAUAGUAUUUGCCUUAUUCUUUAUUCCUGCUGUAUUACUAUUUAUAUUUGGCCUGGUGCAACCACAAUUUAUUUGUAUAUGUACACUGACAAUAAACAGCUAUUUUAUUCUAUUGAGGGAUUAUGGAUGGACGUUCAGCUAAAGUAGAUGCUAUAAUAAGUCAUGGUUGGUUCUUCAGAUAACAAUCAACAAAACAAACAUUUAAGGUAUUUAUUUAAGCUGUUCAGUUUUUAGCAGUUACUGUGAGCAGUUUCACAUUUUACUGUAUUCCCUCUGGCAAAAACUGUCAUUACUGCAGGCUGUCAGAGUCAUUACUGGCUCUGACAGUAAUGCUUGCUGUAAUGUUUUUUAGCUUGACUGAACAGAUUUAGUCAAGCUUGAAACACCCCCGAGGUUUUACUCUAGCUGUUUUUGCAUUUUUACUUUAAGUGCAUUUUGUUCAGCAGUUUAGCUAUGGUAAUUUUAAGACCAAAAUUCAUGAUCAAUUUCUCAUUUGUGUGUGUAUAUAUAGACAUAUACGUACAUUUCCUGUAAAUAAUUAGGUAAAAACGGGCCACAAUUGAAGGUUAAUCAUGUGUAAAAUGUAAACUACUUCAUGAAACUGUAUUUCUUUUUGGGUAAAUCACUGUGGCGACUUAUGUCAAAUUCAUAACCUUGUCUUAUUUUUAGUGCUGUAUUUUUCUAUGUUCUUUUAAGAUUUUUCAUUAUCAACUGAUAACAGCUGAUUGGAGCAGGUGGCACUCGUAGGGACCAUUUCCUGUUGAAGAAGAGUCACAUGACCAAAUUUAUGUGAGGAUACAUGAAGUCUGAAGCAUAAAGCCCAGCAGACAGAGAAAGUAGAUGAACACUAUUAUGAUAACCAUCAUCUCUAACAUGGGUUUUAGGUUUUAUUAAGCCAGCUAAUACAAAGAAAGCCUGACUGCACUGAACUUGGUUUGUGGAUGACCCCUUUGGGCAGUACUUUGUACUGUCCUGGUGCUCCAGGAACCCUGGAGGGUUGUGUAAGCUGGUUCAGCUCAGCAGACAAAAGCUAAAAAGAGUUUUGAAAGAUGGUUUCAUUUAAUUACUCUCAAAUCAAAACCAGUCGGUCAUGUCUCGUCCAACUGUAAGGGUAACACCUUCACUCAGACAUGAUCGAAUGGGACUUAUUUAUUGGUAUAAAACAGUGGGCACUAAAUAAAUAACUAUUUGGUCAGGUGGGAUACAGACUUGCCUGUUUUUUAGGGUUGGUUAUUUCCAUGAUGUGUGCAUAGUUCAUAUUGAACAUAAGGACAUAGUUAAAUGAAAUACUUAUUUGUAAAAAGAAACAUCCAUCCAUCCAUUUUCUUCCACCUAUCUGGGGCUGUGUUGCUGGGGCAUCCGCCUAAGCAGAGAAGCUGAGCCUGCCUUACCACAGCAACCUCCCUCUAGCUUGUCAAGGGGAAUGCCAAGGCGUUCCCGACCAGCCGAGAGAUAUUAUCUCUCCAGCGUGUUCCACAUAUUGCCUCCUUCCAGUGGGACAUAACCGGAACACUUUACCCUGGAGGCAUCCUUGUCAGAUGCCUGAAUCACCUCAACUGGCACCUUUUGAUGUGGAGGAGUAGCAGCACUGCUCUGAACCUCUACCAAAUGGCUGAUGUCCUUACCGUAUCUAAGGGAGAGGCCAGCCACCCUUCAUUUCCUCCACUUUUAUCUGCAAUCUGUUCUUUCAAAACAAUAACACUAAAGUCCAAACAUUACAAAUGAGAUAAAUAUUUUUUUCACAUUGCAAACAGUCUUUUUACACUAAAUAUUUCAUUAUGCAUAUUCACCAGUGUGACUCAGCAGUGCUUGGCUUCUCUCUCUGUAGUUCACUGCUUAUCCAUUACAUGUGAGGAAUUCUUGGUAAAUGCAGUGUUUAUACAUUUAAACAGUUUUGCUUUAAGUGCCUCUACAGCUUCAUUAAGUGAUUUUUAAGAGUUUUAGCAUCAAUGAUCCACAGAAGUUCAAAACAAUCGUUACAAAAAUAAAAAAUAAAAAUUUUGGCAAUUUUUUUUAAGUUACAGACUGACGUGAACACAGAGUGGACUCAUACAAGCAAAGUAGUGUGGUAGAUGUCUGUGAAAGUUCUGUCAUCCAGGUCAUCAUAGUCUAAGGAGCUUGGAAGAUGUUUCACUUCUCAUCCGAGAAGCUUCUUCAGUUCUAAGAGCAAUUAGUGGAGAGUCCCAGAUUUUAAGACCUAUGGGAUUGUUGUAAGAUUUUAUGUUUUAUGUGUUUUAUUCGUUGUUUAGUUAUCUUUAAUUUUCAAGCAUAUUGUAAAGUGUUUAUAUAUUUCACAAAAUUUGCUGUACUUCCCCAUUUCACUGUGAUGUGAACUGACAGUGAACCCUGCAACACAAACUAUCUAAGCAGAAAACAAAUGCAACACCUAAACCACAAGAGUUCAAAAAUGCACAGCCAUACACACAUCUGACUCACACACACCCACACACAACCGUUGGUUUAGAGGAACUUGCUUAAAGAAAAUGUGAUGUGUUUGCAUACGCGAUGUAACCUAUAAAUAAAGAACUGUCGGCUGCAGUCAGUGUGUGUCUCGCCAGAGUUUUCACCCGUGCACGUCGCUGUUAUUAUAUUCUAACUGUCUGAGUGUCUUUAUUCAGCCUGAAGAAUGUCUUAUUAAAAAUAAACUCCUGACAGGGAUUGUCCCCAAGAGGGUCACGGACCCCCUAUUGAUCCUCUACCUAAUCACACAAGCCAAGGUGUGAAAACGGGUGUGGGUCAUAAUCACUGAACCCAUUGUGAAGCCUAGCCCCACCCUAUCAUGUGAUUUACUGAGGUCAAGUAUGUGAAUGGGUGUUAAGGCGUCUGGGAAGGGAUCUCAAAACUGGAUUAUAGAUUCCAAGUGUACUUCAGACGCAGCCACACACAGACAAAAACUGGUUCAUCCUAAAUAUAAAACACACAAUCUUAACAAUGUAGUGUAUGCUGUACAGUGUAGCGAGGAAUGCUCAGACCUCUACAUUGAAGAGACCAAACAGCCACUUCAUAAAAGCUUAACACAACAUAGAACAGCAACCUCAAUGGGACCAGACUUGGCUGUCCCAGUCACUCUUUCGAGGAUGCCAAUGUUCACAUUUUGGACAGAGAAGACAGAUGGUUUGAAAUAGGAGUGAAAGAAGCCAUCUAUGUCAACUGUGAAUGACCUUCUUUGACGGAAGUGGUGGCUCUGUUCAUUGUGUGCACAAUGAACAGAGCCAAUACUUCUGUUCAAAGUCAUCUAUAAUCCAGUUUUAAAAUCCCUUCCAGAUGCUUUUUCUUUCCAAGCUCCUUAGACUAGUGUGGUAGAAAACUUUACCAAAACUAAGAAUGUCUUCACAAAAAAUGUAUUUCAAUUAAAAUUGAAUUGAUUGAAAUUCAUUGGACUUUUGGCACAUCUCACAUUUUUUGCCCUCUCUGUGCAUUUCACAUUGAGCCUCAUUCAUG